ACUCGAUACCAAUAUUUCAAAAGGGUUUAAGAAUCAAAUCAACAAUCUCCUAAGCAGAGAGAUGAGCUUCCCACGACCUUGACAAGGCACCGGGCUGCCUCAUUUAUUCUCCUACAAAUUUCCUUGAAUUUCACAAGUCAGUCGGGCUGAGUCAUGAUUUUCGUCUAAAUUUAUCGCAGUUUUUCUUGUCGCAUACAAAAUGGGGUUUCGACCCAAGAUUCUGCUCUUGGCUGUGAUCAUCACCACGGCCUUGCUUUGGAGCUCAGUGGCAGACGCCAAAGACUCGACAGGAACGAAGCAACGAACCGGGUCCAAAGUCCCACUGUCCCCAAAUGCUCGACUUCGCGGACAACAACAGCAAAAACAACGAGAUGUUUUCUUCGCAGCUUAUCAAAUCGGGGAAGGUAUUCCGCGGUGGAUUUGGUUAACGUGCUUGUGGUCAAUCCUGCUUUUGGCGUGCACAGUCGUCGCGGUUUCUUACGUGCUCGGAGCAGUUUUCCACGUCUUCAGCAAAGAUAUCAAAUUGAGUUUCGAAAAGCCAGAGAAUUUCAAGUAUGACAAAUUGGAGCAAGAAUUUUGCGACAACCCGAUGAGGGCUCUCAAGUGGUCUCAGGGCCGGGGACUCCUGAGGAAGGAUUGCCCCCUGUGUUACCAGAGCGUCAAUCCCGAGUUUUCGGCGGAUGACCAGGUUAGCUUCGACGGAAGGAUCACGUGCCCCAGUUGCAUGGCCCGGGUUCAGUUCCUCGACUGUUCCUGGUUCGACCCGCUCGAUAUCGACGUUUGGAAGGCGAUUGGAAUUAUGCACCACUGGGCCGCUGGGGUAGAUAUCAAGACUGCGUCGAAAAAAUUGCUGCUGGACGACGACACGACAGCCAGUUGGUACAUGAAAUGCAUGGAAGUCGCACAAUGCACUUUGCAGUUGUGCUUCAGCGACUCCAUCAUCGCGGAUAGAGACCAUUACAGAUCGCACAGACUCACGAUCGCGUGUCCACAUUACCGCAUCGGCGGGCCCAACAAGGUCGUGGAAUUCAAGAUCGCCAAGAAAAAUGAGAUUUUCAAAAACUACGCGGUUGUUGUGGCCAUUGAACGGGACAGUUUGCGAAACAUCGUGCUGCCAACAAAGGUGGUGAGUCCGAGAGGGAUGCUCGCCUUCAUCAAGGAGCGAGUUUUGGACGGCACGAAAAUCAUGUCGAGAUAUUUCGAGGACGCCAACGUGCCUCUCCCAGCAGGCCAGUACAAAAACUUCCACGUGCCCGACGCCGGCCGCCCCCGCGACAAAACCACCGGCGAAGGGAUCCACCUCGACACCGCCGACGACAUGCUCGAGUUCCUGGGCCAACAGUUGGGCACUGCGACCCAACGAGCAGUCUCGACACCGCUCCAACUCCUGGCCAUCUACUCGGCCCAGUUUGCCUGGCGUCGCACCUAUUUGCCAGACGACGACAGCGAACACGACGCCGCGUUCCAACAAUUCCUCGGCCACGUUCGACGCGCAUUCCCAGUGGUGAGUUCCUACUAUGACGCGGACGUGGACGAGGAUGAGAGAGAGGAGGAGGAGGAAGAGGAGCCCGUGAUGCCGUCGCAGGCGGCGGCGGCCAGAAGUGGCGCCGGCGACGGAGAAGAUGACGACGAUGAGGAGGAGGAGGAGGAAGAUGAGGAUGAGCAACAGCAGCAGGAGCGAGAGAGGGGGAUUGAGGGCGAGGAAGAGGUCGCUAGCAACGACUAGACACGCGAUUGCAUGAUUUGGAUAUUCCGUUCCAAUCCCAUUAGUAUUCUGGUUACGGAAUUGUAUCAAUAUUUAUUGAAUUGAUCUUCGAUUCCGCUGGAUUAUUAUUUCUUUUUUUUUUAUUGUUGUGAACAAAAUUUCUUAAACAUGUC
Notodromas monacha is the source of this 1878-nucleotide messenger RNA. The record is from the annotation of a GenBank genome assembly. NCBI's taxonomy places the organism in Eukaryota, Metazoa, Arthropoda, Ostracoda, Podocopida, Cyprididae.